This is a messenger RNA of Chanos chanos (milkfish), 577 nucleotides long. RefSeq names its product hemoglobin, beta adult 2 (gene hbba2). Gene Ontology annotation, biological process: oxygen transport; hydrogen peroxide catabolic process. Bases 56 to 499 code for a protein of 147 amino acids. The transcript is spliced from 3 exons. Gene Ontology annotation, cellular component: haptoglobin-hemoglobin complex; hemoglobin complex; blood microparticle. Gene Ontology annotation, molecular function: heme binding; oxygen carrier activity; peroxidase activity. The record is from RefSeq and is a predicted model, not a curated record. Lineage: Eukaryota; Metazoa; Chordata; Actinopteri; Gonorynchiformes; Chanidae.
UUAACAGUCAGAGUUGGUUUCCUUAACAGCAUAAGAAAAUAAAACACUUGUCAGCAUGGUGGAGUGGUCUUCUUCAGAACGCAGUACCAUCACAGGCGUUUGGGGUAAAGUGAAUGUCAAUGAAGUUGGACCCCAGGCUCUAGCCAGGGUGUUGAUUGUGUAUCCCUGGACCCAGCGAUAUUUUGAAAGCUUUGGAAAUCUGUCCUCUCCAGCUGCAAUCAUCGGUAAUCCUAAAGUGGCUACUCAUGGUAAAACUGUGCUAAAUUCACUGGGGGAUGGCGUGAAGAACAUGGAUGACAUCAAAGGCACUUACAUGAAACUCAGUAAGCUGCAUUGUGAGAAACUCAACGUCGACCCCGAUAACUUUAGGCUGCUGGCCGAUUGCAUUACCAUCGUCAUUGCGGCCAAAUUCGGAUCCGCCUUCAGCCCCGAAGUUCAAGCAGUCUGGAGAAAGUUCGUGGCCGCUGUGGUGGAGGCUCUUUCCAGCCAGUAUUUUUAAAGGCUCUUCCCAUGCGAGUAGCCACAUCGUGCAGAGGCGACGAAUCAUCAAAUAAAUAAUUCACUUCAGACACUCAUA